Molecule: messenger RNA, 2897 nt
Organism: Oryza sativa Japonica Group (Japanese rice)
Lineage: Eukaryota; Viridiplantae; Streptophyta; Magnoliopsida; Poales; Poaceae
Product: cryptochrome-1
Biological process (GO): circadian regulation of gene expression; blue light signaling pathway; entrainment of circadian clock by photoperiod
Cellular component (GO): nucleus; cytoplasm
Molecular function (GO): blue light photoreceptor activity; FAD binding; DNA binding
Source: RefSeq, a predicted model, not a curated record
CCAGCCAACCAAUCGCGAUAUCCACAACCUCUCUCUCCAUUGGACUAGAAACGCCAACUGCAAGAACACCCAACACCAAACAAAGACCGGCCAAAAUUUUAUACACCGGAAAAUACACGGGAAAAGAAAGGAAGAGAAAAAAAAAGGAGGCGCCUUUGCUGCUUUGCAGUUGCAGAGCAGCUCGCGCCGCGCGCGUACACUCGCUUUGCUUUGCUUCUUCGCCGGAAAAAACCCAAUCCAAUCAAGCGGAGCUCGAGCUCCAAUCCAGCUAUAGUUGGGAAUCUCGAGGGGGGAAGGAGGAAGAAGAAGAAGAAGAAGCAGUGAGCUUUGGAGUUUGAGCUGGCUAGCUCCAUGCUUCGGGUGACGUCCUCUUGAUCCAAGAACUCGUGGGGGGGUUGGUUCUUGGAUUGGAUUGGGUGCAUAUCAUGUCGGUGUCGUCGUCGUCCAUGGGCGGCGGCGGUGGCGGGGACGCCGGGGGGAGGACGGUGGUGUGGUUCAGGAGGGACCUGAGGGUGGAGGACAACCCGGCGCUGGCGGCGGCGGCGCGCGCCGGCGGGGAGGUGGUGCCGGCGUACGUGUGGGCGCCCGAGGAGGACGGGCCGUACUACCCCGGCCGCGUGUCGCGGUGGUGGCUCAGCCAGAGCCUGAAGCACCUCGACGCCUCGCUGCGGCGGCUCGGCGCCGGCAAGCUGGUGACGAGGAGGUCGGCCGACGCCGUCGUCGCGCUGCUCCAGCUCGUCCGCGACACCGGCGCCACGCGGCUCUUCUUCAACCAUCUCUACGACCCGAUCUCACUGGUCAGGGACCACCGGCUGAAGGAGAUGAUGGCAGCGGAGGGCAUCAUCGUGCAGUCUUUCAAUGCAGACCUGCUGUACGAGCCGUGGGAAGUUGUCGACGACGAAGGCCAAUCUUUCACCAUGUUUGCGCCUUUCUGGAAUAGGUGCCUCAGCAUGCCGUAUGAUCCUGCCGCACCGCUGUUGCCUCCUAAGAGAAUCAAUUCAGGUGACUUAUCAAUGUGCCCAUCAGAUGAUCUGAUCUUUGAGGAUGACUCGGAGAGGGGAAGCAAUGCACUUCUUGCCCGAGCAUGGUCACCAGGCUGGCAGAAUGCAGACAAGGCACUGACAGCUUUCCUGAAUGGUCCUUUGAUCCACUACUCAGUGAAUCGCAAGAAAGCAGACAGUGCAAGUACCUCCCUCUUAUCACCGUACCUGCAUUUCGGUGAGCUGAGUGUGCGCAAGGUCUUCCACCUUGUUCGGAUGAAGCAGCUUGUGUGGAGCAAUGAGGGCAAUCGUGCAGCUGAAGAGAGCUGCACCCUGUUCCUUCGGUCCAUUGGUCUCCGGGAGUACUCACGGUAUCUGAGUUUCAACCACCCAUGCAGCCAUGAGAAGCCCCUUUUGGCACACCUCAGGUUCUUCCCCUGGGUGAUCAAUGAGUGCUACUUCAAGAUAUGGCGGCAGGGAAGGACUGGUUACCCCCUUGUUGAUGCCGGCAUGAGGGAGCUAUGGGCUACAGGGUGGUUGCAUGAUCGUAUUCGUGUGGUAGUGUCAAGUUUCUUCGUCAAAGUCCUUCAACUACCAUGGCGAUGGGGGAUGAAGUACUUUUGGGACACAUUAUUAGACGCAGAUCUUGAGAGCGAUGCACUAGGCUGGCAGUAUAUCUCUGGCUCUCUUCCUGAUGGCCGAGAACUUGACCGCAUUGACAAUCCUCAGCUCGAAGGCUACAAGUUUGAUCCGCAUGGUGAGUAUGUCCGAAGGUGGCUUCCGGAGCUUGCAAGGUUGCCAACAGAAUGGAUACACCAUCCAUGGGAUGCACCCGCAUCUGUGCUGCAAGCUGCAGGAGUCGAGUUAGGCUCCAACUACCCUCUCCCUAUAGUUGGGCUAGAUGCAGCCAACGCCAGGCUGCAAGAAGCCCUGUCAGAAAUGUGGCAGCUUGAGGCAGCAUCCAGGGCCGCAAUGGACAAUGGAAUGGAAGAAGGCCUUGGCGACUCCUCGGAGGUUCCACCAAUUGAAUUUCCUCGAGAACUACAGAUGGAAGUUGACCGAGAACCAGCUCGAGUAACAGCCAAUGUGCUGACAACAGCUCGAAGACGCGAGGAUCAGAUGGUGCCAACAAUGACAUCUUCACUAAACAGGGCUGAAACUGAGAUUUCUGCCGAUUUUAUGAACAGUGUGGACAGUAGGGCAGAGGUACCAACCCGUGUGAAUUUUGAGCCUCGAACUGAGCGGGAAGAAAAUUUCCGUACCACUGCGGGAAAUGUUGCUAGAACAAAUGGUAUUCAUGAGCACAAUAAUUUCCAGCAACCUCAGCACCGUAUGCGAAAUGUUCUAGCACCAUCUGUAUCAGAGGCAUCAAGUGGCUGGACUGGGAGAGAGGGAGGCGUAGUCCCAGUUUGGUCGCCUCCUGCAGCAUCAGACCAUUCAGAAACUUUUGCCUCUGAUGAAGCUGACAUUUCUAGUAGGAGUUAUUUGGAUAGGCAUCCACAGUCGCACCGGUUGAUGAACUGGAGUCAAUUAUCCCAGUCAUUGUGAGUUCAGAUGCACGGACAACAGGUCGGGAAGUGGAAAAUUCCAUGCAACCAAAUUGGAUCGGUUAGGGUUUUCUCCGCCCCAGAUUCAUAUGUAAAUUGUCCACCUAUGUGCUUAUCUAUAGUCUGAUGAGCAUGCAAGCCAGGCAAUUUCCUGAGUGUGACAAUAGUUGUGUAAAUCUAAUCCUGUAGAACCUAUUCUGUUGUAACAGCAUUGUUAGAGUUGGCUGAAAGGGAUAUGUAAUAUUGAUCAGACAACGAGGGUUUUCCUAGUGUCACGCGUAUAGUAUUUUUAGGGGGAGUCUUGUCUAUACCUGUACAUUCCCUUGUGCUAUUGGCAAUCUAUUAUCACUACUUUUGUGUUGAAGUACCA